Molecule: messenger RNA, 3327 nt
Organism: Chionomys nivalis (European snow vole)
Lineage: Eukaryota; Metazoa; Chordata; Mammalia; Rodentia; Cricetidae
Gene: Znf346
Product: zinc finger protein 346
Exons: 7
Coding region: 32-964 (310 amino acids)
Molecular function (GO): zinc ion binding; double-stranded RNA binding
Source: RefSeq, a predicted model, not a curated record
CAGCUCUUCAACGGCGAGGCUUGCGGGAAAGAUGGAGUGUUCUACGCCUGGUACUACGGAGGCUGCGGACCCUGGAGGGGCCGGACCGUACAAGAGCUCCGAGGAGCAAGAGGGUCGGGAACCGGACGGAGUGCACUUCGACCGCGAGAGGGCGCGCCGCCUAUUGGAAGCGGUGUCCGGUGCUCAGCCGGCAGGGAGGGAGGAAGUGGAGCACAUGAUCCAGAAGAACCAGUGUCUCUUCACCAGCACCCAGUGUAAAGUUUGCUGUGCCAUGCUGAUUUCUGAGUCCCAGAAGCUGUCACAUUACCAGAGCAAAAAACAUGCCAACAAAGUGAAGAGCUACCUAGCAAUCCAUGGAAUGGAGACACUAAAGGGGGACGUGAAGAGGUUAGACUCAGAUCAGAAGAGCAGCAGAAGCAAAGACAAGAACCACUGCUGCCCCAUCUGUAACAUGACCUUUUCCUCCCCUGCUGUGGCACAGUCGCACUACCUGGGGAAGACCCACGCAAAGAACUUAAAGCUGAAGCAGCAGUCCACUAAGGGGGCAGCUCUGUCGAAACACCUUACAAAUCCUUUCCUUGUGGCCUCCACCUUAGCCUUGCACCAGAAUAGAGAGAUGCUAGACCCAGACAAGUUCUGCAGCCUCUGCCAUUCAACCUUCAACAACCCUGUCAUGGCUCAACAACAUUAUAUGGGCAAGAAACACAGGAAGCAGGAGACUAAGCUCAGACUCAUGGCGCACUAUGGGCGACUGGCAGACCCUGCUGUCUCUGACUUACCAGCUGGGAAGGGCUAUCCCUGUAAGACGUGUAAGAUAGUGCUGAACUCCAUAGAACAGUACCAAGCUCACGUCAGUGGCUUCAAACACAAGAACCAGUCACCCAAAACAGUGGUGUCACCUAUGAACCAGAUGCCAGAGCAAACGCAGCCCACUCCAAAGGACUCGAGUGUGGUGGAAGACUAGAGAUGUCUCUGCCUGGUCAGCCACAAGCCAGUUCCCGGUGAUUGUGGAGCCCUUGGCUCCCUCUUCCUCCUUUCUGAUAUCAGAAGAAUAUGGAGGCAUGAGGCCAAAUUGGGUUGCAGACAGCCUCUGACUGGGCCCGGAUGGGGCUCCACCUGGCAUCCUCUUUAGCAUGACCCUACAGGUCAUGUAGGAGACAGGGCUCCAGAGAAGACCUGAGGUGGUGGUUUAGAGGUUAGCCUUCCCUAGCCCCUCUGGGUGCACGUCCUGCAGCCCCAGUAUCUGUUUUUCCGCUCAAGGUCAGCGUGGAGCAACUUCCUGCAGACAGAGGAGAGCAUCAUCUCUGGGCUCCAGGCAGCUCCUGGGACACGAGCUUUCCUGAAGACUUCGUCAGGGGAGCAAACCAGAGACUGAGUGGCUGUCAUGUAGAGACUUGGAGCUAAUGUGUCACUUCCCAUCCCUCAGAUAGAUAGAUGUGCAGGCUUGCCUGGUGUAGAUCCUGCUGCCGUGAAGUCUCCUGGAACACAUACGUAGUCCUAACAGCACUACCAUCUGCUGCCAGUCUCUCCAGUUCCCAAAUGGUGCUCGGAGACAUAUGUAUUUGCUCAGAUCUUGGGGAGACCUGAGUGCCCUGUGGGGUCAUGGGAUGCAUCAAAGGGAGCCUUUGUCAUUUAUCAGAGGUGCUGUGACCCAGGGUUGUGUGAGAAAGUGUGCCACCCGCUCUGUGCCUCCUGCCAGCCUAUUGGAAGGCUGCUUGGUGUUCAUUCUGUGCCCUUGUGUAGUAGACUGUCCCGCCCGGUUGCUGUGGUGCUAUCCUUCCCUUGUCUUCAGGGAGGUUUGGGGGACCCAGGAAGGAGGAGGACUGAAGAAAUGGUGUGAAGAAACGGGCCCCAGGCCCUGAACUGAGAGUUCCCUACCUGGUGUUCUGUGGCCUGAGAAUCCACUGAGAGUAGAUUUUUUUUUUUUUCCACAUAGCUGUGGAGCAAGGAAGUUGGGUACCAUAUAGCAGUGGGGGCAGGACUUUAACUUAAACCUUUGGCCACUCAACCAUCCAAAUAAAGAAUUUCUUCUGUGAACCAGGCUGUAACUUCAGAUCUAGGGAUUAUAGCCAGCCAUGCUGAUACUACUAUAAUAUCCCCACAGUCGGUAGCCUCCAGGGCUCUCGGGUUUAUCUUAUCCCAGGAAAAGUCUACCUGGUGCCCUAAACCCUGUCCAGUUAAUUGACCCAGCCACCUCCAUCGUUCAUGUAGGCCUCCUGAAGGUCUUGAGGGAAUCUGAUUUGGAAUCUGACUUGUUCUUAAGAUGGUCAUUCUAGCUGCUGGGUGGAGAGCUGCAGGGGCCAGUGUGAGAGCUGUGUCCAUAGCUGUCUCUGGGGUCAUCCCUUCAGGAUAUAUCUCCAUGUAUUAACUUCUGAGUUUAUGAGCGAUUGGGUGAGAGUGUCCGUUUCCCGCUCGGGUUAAUGAGCUAGAGGCGUUUCCACGAGCUUCUCCUAGGCCUUCUGGUCCUUGGGAAUGACGGGAAAGGGAGCUCCAGCCUUGGAAACUGAUGCAGAUAGGUCAGACCAAGUAGCCUCAGCUCCAGUUCCCUGCAGCUUUCUGUUCUGGGCAGGCACCUGUUGCUAGCCUGCUAUGAGAGGCUCUUGGCUCCUAGAGUAGGUUCUCAGCUUUCCACUCCCCAACCAUGGGCCACCACAACAGUUUCCCCAGAAUUGUAUGCAGCCCAGUGUGUCAGGAUUAGUAAAUAUUACUAGGUAAGGAAGUGAAGGGGAAGUCAUGGAUGGGCUGACCCGCGUGAGCCCUCGCCAUAUGAGACCUCUUUGUCUAGAGUCAGGAGUCCCUACCAGCUCAUGUCCAGCACCACUGCUGUGGAACCCUAGGGAGGCUCACCCUUGAAAAUUGUGAGUUAGAGAGUUAUAGCAGGCAUCUGGGAAUGCCCCGGACACAAGUGCUCCCAACCUGGAGUAUGAAAAGACUGAGAAAUGAACAUCUGGUCUGUAUAACUUUUGAGGUUUUCCAGUUUGUCUGAAGUAGCCAGGCUAACCUUGAACUGCUGGUCCUCCUGCCUCCACCUCCCUAGACCUGGGGUGAAAGGCGUGUGCUGCCACCUUCAGCUUCAUCCGUUACUGUGUGUGUGAGGGGACAGAGUCUCUGUAGACCAGGCUGGCCUCAAACUCAGAGAUCCGCCUGACUCCGCCUCCUGCGUGCUGGGAUUAAAGGUGUGUGCUGCCGCCACCACCUGUGAGAAGGUUUUUUUUUUUUAAAUGCUAUCUAGUAACCCUUUGAAUCAGUUACAGCCAAGCCUUUCUACAGUUGAACAGUUGUGUUUCUCCUUGAAGGUCAUUCCAAAUAAAGCUGCUGUCAAUUUGG